AUGCCUGCCUCUAAAUGUACCGCUACUCCUCCUCCAAAAAUUAAUGUAAAGAAGGCGAGACUGACAAAAGAUCCUAAGGAAAGAAGCAACACCUUGUCAGAAGUGUCAGAACUUUCUAAACAUGUUUCCAAUUUAGACGUCUUACAUUCUAAAGUGUGUGAUCACUCCAACAAGGACGAUGUUGCACCAGAAACCAAUACUUGCUUGUUCCUAGAGACUAAAACUAAGGAACUUACACCUACUGUUGCAUCUGUGGGUGAUAAGGAGCUUGUUGAGAGUAAAAACAUUCCCUCUAAAAAGGUUGACACCCAUUUAAUCACUGAGGAUGCCAAACCACGCAAUGCAACAGAGGAAUUGACAGUGAAUGUUGCUAUUGAUCUGGACGUGGGCACAACUCUUGAGCUUUAUCCUUUCACCAAUGUAUACAAUGUAUGUGUUGCUUUCAAGGACAAAUCUGAGAUGGAUAUUUACCCUGCUUGUUGUCUGAAAGAAGGCAAUAUUGUGUUGACAGAAGUUCACAUCAAGCACUACAAACCCAAAGUGUCUGCCUUGCAGAAUGUGGCCGCAAAGUCAAACACCAGUCAUUCCAGACAAGCUACUAUGUGGUCCACUUGGAAUGUUCAAUUGUAA
This is a messenger RNA of Serpula lacrymans var. lacrymans S7.9, 630 nucleotides long. RefSeq lists its product as uncharacterized. The record is from RefSeq and is a predicted model, not a curated record. Bases 1 to 630 code for a protein of 209 amino acids. The transcript is spliced from 5 exons. NCBI's taxonomy places the organism in Eukaryota, Fungi, Basidiomycota, Agaricomycetes, Boletales, Serpulaceae.